Molecule: messenger RNA, 2326 nt
Organism: Capsella rubella
Lineage: Eukaryota; Viridiplantae; Streptophyta; Magnoliopsida; Brassicales; Brassicaceae
Exons: 7
Coding region: 282-2165 (627 amino acids)
Biological process (GO): mRNA destabilization
Cellular component (GO): cytoplasm
Molecular function (GO): mRNA binding
Source: RefSeq, a predicted model, not a curated record
GAGUUUCUCUGUCUUUUCCAUUUUCUUUUCCCCUCACUGAAGCGAAUCUUCUCGUCGUCUUCUUCUCUUCGUUUCACUCAUCUCAGUGUUAGGGUUUCGAUUCGGUAGAUUAUUACUCAGCUAUUUCUGCUGAACCUUUUUCUCGGUUGCUCUACCUCUUUGUCGGUACCCAAUUCUUCUCAUUGGAAGAACUGUUUAGGUCAAGUGUGACUUGAUUCUGCCAAAUUUCUGGUGUUUGUUCAAACUCCAUUGAACAAUAUAUUUUGUCAUAUAUUGAAGCAAUGUAUACCGAGGGAGGCCCUAACUUUGUCAUUGACCAGAGCAUGUAUUAUCCUGCUUAUUACUGUUCAGGUUAUGAUUCAUCCAUCGAUUGGGAGAACUGUCAGGUUGGUGUAGAUGGUUCAGAGGUCCAAUACAUGGGUGGGCAGAAUGAAAAUUCUCCCUAUAUAUGCUAUACACCAAGUUAUGGAUAUGCGCAGUCUCCUUACAAUCCGUACAAUCCUUACAUACCAGGCGCGUCAAUAGGUGUUGACUCUUCGUUUGUUGGAUUCCAGCAAUACUACUCCAACGCCCCGUAUGAAAAUGCUGCAUCUUCACCUACAUAUGUUCCAUAUGUCAUUCAGCCUGAUACAGUCUCAAAUAGUUCAGCAGACUCUUUGGUAGCAACUGAUUUAGCCAAUGGUGGUCAAUAUGAUGUAAGAGGAUCUAGACAGAGAAAUGGUUCAGCAAUUGCCGGUUUCCCAAAAGAUUCUCCAAAAUCUUCAACAAUGAAUUCUUUGGGUAGGACCUAUGAGAAGCUAAGCUCUAGCCCUGGACAGAAUAAACAGCCAGGAAUCUCCAAGAAUGUUUCCACUCCAGCUACUACACAGUCUUGCCAGGACAAAACUGCUUCCGUUGACAUUGUAUCCAGCAGCAGACUCUUGCCUCGUGGGCAAUUAGACAGUGCUAAUGGGUUUUCAUCCGUUGCUUCAAAUAGUUACAAGUCUCGUUCCAAGAUGUAUGAUGGCGGAGGUGAUAACGACCUAACUCGAAGUCCAGAUACGACCGAACAAUAUCGAGGUCCAAGAACGAGAAGAUCAAGAAAUCAACUUGUUGUCAAAGCUUAUACAACCAAAGCUGGAAAUGUUGAUGCAGAAGGAAAUAUUGUGAUAAAUCCUGAUCAAUAUAAUAAAGAAGAUAUCAGAAUAGAUUACAGCAAGGCCAAGUUUUUUGUGAUUAAAUCGUACAGUGAAGAUGAUGUUCACAAGAGCAUCAAAUACGGUGUCUGGUCAUCAACAUUGCAUGGGAACAAGAAAUUGCAGAGUGUAUAUGAAGAUGCUCAGAGAAUAGUCACUGAGAAGUCUUGUGAAUGCCCUAUUUUCUUAUUCUUCUCUGUCAAUGCCAGUGGUCUUUUCUGUGGUGUGGCUGAGAUGACCGGUCCAGUUUCCUUCAACCGAGACAUGGAUUUUUGGCAACAAGACAAAUGGAGUGGAAGCUUUCCUGUCAAAUGGCAUAUCAUUAAAGAUGUUCCUAAUAGCUAUUUUAGGCACAUUAUUUUACAGAAUAAUGAAAAUAAGCCAGUGACCAACAGCCGAGACACACAAGAGAUAAUGCUGAAACAAGGACUUGAGGUGCUAAAACUAUUCAAAAAUCAUGCAGAAAAGACUUCGCUGUUAGAUGAUUUUAUAUACUACGAAAACCGCCAGAGACUCAUGCAGGAAGAGAAAGCUAGACUUCCAUUCAGGACCUUUCGCAGCCCAUUUCCCGUUCCCAAACCGGAUAAUUCUGACAGAAGCAAGAAAUUUUCCAAAGAUGUCUUCAAGAAACCUUCAGUAACCUCGACAGAAACAGAAGUUGUGCGGUUAAAAAACUCAGAUGGGGAUAAAAAGAGCAAUACAGAGGAACUUAGAGACGAUUCUACUCCUUCCACUCUGAAGAUUGGCUCUCUCACAAUUAAACCGACUGCUGGUACCAGCUUUAACCCAACCGAAGCCAAGUAUAAACAGGCCUCAUCUCUCAGCUUGCACGGCAAGUCAGACUCCUCUAAAGAGGUUCCUGGGUCUCUGGCUGAUGACAUCGUGAGAGUAGGAUCGUUGCCCAUAAAAGUAAAGGGAUCUGUAGAUUCAUCCUCGAAGUUCGCAGUGGUUGGUACAACUCCUCUCAACUCAAGAUCACUUCAUAAGUAAAUCGGGGGUUUCGACAUUGUCUCUGUCUAACUUGUUUAUGCAUAAUAUGGCUCGAGAAAAAGUUUUGAGUAUGUAUAGAUUGGUUCAGGGUCUGAUGGGUGGUUUGAGAAUCCUUGUUCAUCGUUGAAGUUUGGUUAAAUGAUUGUUUCCAGCGGUUGCAA